Messenger RNA from Bipolaris oryzae ATCC 44560, 1173 nucleotides. RefSeq lists its product as uncharacterized. Gene Ontology annotation, biological process: actin filament polymerization. NCBI's taxonomy places the organism in Eukaryota, Fungi, Ascomycota, Dothideomycetes, Pleosporales, Pleosporaceae. Gene Ontology annotation, cellular component: cytoplasm; actin filament. The coding region runs from base 1 to 1173 and encodes 390 amino acids. The record is from RefSeq and is a predicted model, not a curated record. Gene Ontology annotation, molecular function: actin binding; microtubule binding. The transcript is spliced from 3 exons.
AUGAAAGGCGGCUGGCAUAGCUCAGAAGUGAAGCGGGAUGAGCAGUUUGUAGACCACUGGGUGAAAAAAGCAAACAAAGAGCUAGCCAGUGGCGAUCCAAAUCCAGAGCCUCUCCUCACAAAAGAACGCAAUGAUACCGAGCAAAACGGUUUAGGACGGUCAGAAAGCCGCAGAAUACCAGAACGUGGUGGGAAACGUAUCAGCCCAGUUCAAUACCAGGCUAUACAACCCCCUCCUCCUCCACCUUCAGCACCACCUAGUAGUAUGCAGCCCAUGACCUUCCAUACCUCUUUCAAUCCAUACUCCCAACCAUCACCUCACCCUCCGCCACCACCGCCUCCUCCUCCUCCUCCACCACCACCGCCGCCGCCACCACCGCCACCACCGCCACCUCCACCUCCACCCCCGGCGUCAUUCGACCACCUCCCCUUCCUUCCAGAAUGGGAGGUAAACACAGCCCACCAAUUCAUCCCCGCCCGCUCCCUCGGCGUCCCCACCAACGACAUCUCCAGCCACAUAGUUCGCAUCGUGCCCUUCCGGCGCAAUGUCUUCCUCAUGCGGCACCAAGCCUACGCCGCCGAUUACCAAGAAUACGAGUGGCUCUUCCGCCACGCAGACACCGGCAUCUGGUACGAGAAGCCCAGCAAGUCGUCGGCCUCCAAGCUUCCCAAGAUCGACUCCGAGCCCUUUUCAAUACCUCAGGACAAAGUCCUCGCUGUUCCCCACGCAAAGCCCUUAAGUCUUGAGUUACCUAAAGUCUGGGCUUCGGCUGGUCUGACGACGCUGCUCGACGACGCCACUCGCGGUACUGAUGCCGCGAGCUCCAGCGGCUCCCAGUAUCAAAGCACUAUGCUUACACAGUCCGAUACCGUGCCACUUGUGUACUGCCUCGUCAUCAGCACUUUUGACGCUGACCACACGUUCCCGCAAGAAGCGCACUACAAAGGUCGGCAUAUUUACAAGCUGAUCAAGUGCGGGAGCCGCGAGGCAGCAGUUCUUGAGGCGUUUUAUGCGGCGGGUGUGCAUGGCUGGAAUGUACUUUUCACGUGCGUUAUGCGGUACGGGGAGGAGUUUGAGGGCAAGGAUGGGAAGGCGGUGAAGGUUAGGUUGGCGCAGUUGGCAAGGGAAGGGGAGGGGGAGAAGGAGAAGGAGGAGGUUAGGAUUUUCUACUAA